AUGCAAGAACGGGCUGUUUCCGCGGUGUCGAAGUCUGUCCUGAAGCAUAACCCGACUAACGACUACCUACUGAACAUAUACUCCAUCCAUAACUACCAGUACCUUGACGCGGUCGUCCCUGAAACCCUUCGCUCCCGCCCUCUACGGGUUACUAACAUUAAUAUUGAAGAAGUUAGGCAUACUGCGACUCAGCACAUGCGCUUGGUCAAAGCCAUGAACACAGCAGGUGACGCUGACAAGCCCGAUGCAACUCAAUCUGCCGUUGCUCCCGCGCCGUCCUCCUCUGAUGUGACUGCCGUCAACGUUGGCACUGCUUCCGCUGUCCCUACACCGCACACGUCAGACGUUCAGCCCGCCUUUGAACAGAAGAAAGCAAAGGCGACUCGGAAGAUCACGAAGACCAGGGGCCAAAAGUCCGCGAAGGAAACACGCACCAAGAAGGGCCAGCCCAUGACCACACCAACGGCAACGUUGACCUCCGACCCAGAGGCAACUACGUCUACCAUGGCUGUUGACGAUGCUCAGCCAUCUGGUUGGCAGAAACACAGGGCGAAUAAUAUCAACAUUGCUCGAGAACUCGCCGGAUCAGCCAUGGAGCCCUCGUUUCCCGAGAGCGCGCGACCCAGCCCAGCCGACAUGGACCUCGCAGAACGCCUGAUCGUGCUCCAGCGAAAGCCGAAAUUCCACGAGCUCACCCUCGCCUCCCACCCAGAUGUAGACGCAGACGAGCUGCACUGCAAGGCGCCCCAGUCCACCAAGCUUUUCAACCCCAACUCCGACCCUAUCCUCAUGCGCAGGCCUGCAGAACCAGAGCUAGCUCCCGAGGCGCACGGCAGCCUCCAUGUUCCCCGCAUCACAGCACAGAGGCGGGAUCCCUCCCAAAAUCAGCGCCUUUACGAUCACCGCAAGGACGACCCUGUUCAAUCUCGUUCUCGCCUGCCCAUCAUCCAAUGA
Messenger RNA from Coniophora puteana RWD-64-598 SS2, 954 nucleotides. RefSeq lists its product as uncharacterized. Lineage: Eukaryota; Fungi; Basidiomycota; Agaricomycetes; Boletales; Coniophoraceae. The record is from RefSeq and is a predicted model, not a curated record. The transcript has 3 exons. Bases 1 to 954 code for a protein of 317 amino acids.